CCAGCUUAAACGUGGGCUCGCGUGGGAAGUUCCUCUUUCCUGGGUCUAAAAUGAAUAAAAUGGACCCUGGGACAAUAAUAUCGAUCGUCCAACUCUCACUCUCCGGCGUCGAACUGGUCACCAAAGUUGUCCGAGAAUUCUUCGGCGGUAAUGAUAAAGUGCCAGACAAACUCAAGCGCCUGAGGGAUCGCCUUACACAAUUCCACAACGCUGUUGAAGACGUAAAACAAUCUACGGAAAAUAAUGCGUCAUCGAGCCGUGCAUACCGAGGGGCUGACUCUGUUAUCGAAACCCUUACCGAGUGCAACGAUUUUUUGCGUCAGUAUGCGUCGGCCUUGUCAGCAGAUCGGACACCUUUGGGAGCUACCCAACGAGUUUACUUACUCGUUGGCCCAGAGAGUGUUAGGAUAGAGGAUUUUGAUAAGAGAAUAAUGAACCACUAUGUAGAGCUCCAAUACUGGAAAACCGGGCGUUUGGAAACAGCAGUUGAAAAUCUGAGAACCUCGAUAAACGAAAUGAACGAGAUAAAUCAGUUGGCCUUUCGAACAAGACACAGUUACAGUCAUCCACAUCGAGCGCAUGGUUCGCCACGACUGCCCGAUUCACCCGGAGUAUUUAGCGAUGAAUUUCUACAUGAGCCUUCCACAAGCCGGGACGUGGCCCAACCCGGUUUUCCUAGAUCACCUAAGAUCAAUCCCAGCCCAGUUAACCCUUCGCUACCUUCGAUAGAUGAACUCCCUUCGCCACAAUUAAUAUCGAGUUCACUACCGGAUGUAGGAUCGCACGGGCUCCCUCGUCGAACCGGCCCUGUCUUGACAUACCUUAGACGUGGCACCGACAGUACGCUCGUCGAAGAGGAAGAACCCAUCAACUCGGGAGCACAAGCUCAAAUCCCAACGUCACCAUCACAAUUUCGAACUCCAGGCUAUUCAGUGUUGUUACGCAUCGACUCCCACCAAUAUCAGUUUAGCACUACUGGCUACAGAAUUUUCAACGUUCUCAAUAGUAGAGUGAUCGAAUGGCAUAACCCUCACAGUACAAUUACGGUUUUGCAUUAUGUUCACGGAAACUCCAGCAUACCACAUACUAUACCUGAGGACAAGAGGUCUAGGGUGUUCUUUCUCCCGAAGGAUGUUAAACAUAACUUCAAAGUUACCAAGGCCGAUGGCCAGCCGCAAACGAUUAGUGGGAAGCCCGAGUACGAAUUCUAUCGCAAGGCAGACCGAGAAGUUUUCCAGAAGAACAUCCGAGACUGCGAGUCCCUGGAAAUGAUAAGAGCCCUGAAAAUGCACAGCGCCGCGGAUAACAAUAUUGCGAUAAAAUUUCACCUCAAAGUUUGGCGAAAAAAUAGCCUAAACGACAAACCGACAUUCUCCUUCGCAGCGCACGAAAUUGGACAGCCUAAUCACCAAGUGGAGUUUCUCAUACGUUGGUUCAAGAAGACACCGGAACUAAAGGGGGAUCAUAAGUUAAUAUUGAAGGUGUACUCCGGAGAGCCCGACCCGGAGACAGAACCUGAAACCGAUGCAACAAAAAGGCGACUAUCGUUUAGAAGGCAAUCUCUGAAUUCGACACAGACGAGUACUUCGCGUUCGAGUUCGCGACAGCGGUCUUCUUCGGCAAGAGCACCACUUCCGACCCUAUACGAGUUUCAAGGGAUAGAACCGCCGGGUGACGUUCGAAAGCUCGGGCACCUUGAAAUCGAAUUCUUGACUCAAGAGCUUCGAAAAGCCUUCAUCAAGGCAUGUUACGAAGCACACCGUCCCGCUUGGGAGGCUUUAAGACGAGACGGCACCCCAAGCCCGGUCUCUCAACGCUCGUCAUAUUCGCGACCUCCGAGCUGGACCUUGGGGCCAAAUCAAGGCCCAUACGAGCUAGAAAGUUCGAAUAUACAUGAGAUGGAAGAUUCCGGAAGACACGAACUAAUGGGCGAACCAGUGUUCCGAAUCCCUUCCCCGAGCAUGAGUUUCACGACACCACAUUUCGCUGAGGAAGUCCAAUUCAAUACACAAUCUCUCUUCACACCAGCGCGAGAGUUCAAGCACGAGCGAGAUCCCAGUCCAGCGGCUACCGAAGAUUACGAUAGAGGACCCUACUCUCGCGAGCCAGGGUAAAGCCUCAAAAAUAUGAAUAUUUACGAUUAUCUGCUUUUGCAUCUAUUGAACCACAACAAUACCUACGGGCUUUGUCUCGGAAGUAAUACUAGCAUUGGCAUUAUUAAAGAUUACGAUGUUGCGAUGAAGUAGAUGAGAAUGAUUUUAAUACGAUGCGUUUAAUGUAUAGAAAGCCUGGCUUUAGGGCGAUUAAUUCUUGUUACAAAUAGCCCACUUCUCGAUGUAGAUAUACUAUAGAUUGUGAUUACCUAGCUCUACCAAUUUUAUUUGCAUUUUCGAACCAGA
This is a messenger RNA of Hypoxylon trugodes, 2399 nucleotides long. RefSeq lists its product as uncharacterized. The transcript is spliced from 5 exons. The record is from RefSeq and is a predicted model, not a curated record. Bases 51 to 2114 code for a protein of 687 amino acids. NCBI's taxonomy places the organism in Eukaryota, Fungi, Ascomycota, Sordariomycetes, Xylariales, Hypoxylaceae.